Molecule: messenger RNA, 1266 nt
Organism: Chenopodium quinoa (quinoa)
Lineage: Eukaryota; Viridiplantae; Streptophyta; Magnoliopsida; Caryophyllales; Amaranthaceae
Product: aspartic proteinase nepenthesin-2-like
Exons: 2
Coding region: 1-1266 (421 amino acids)
Cellular component (GO): extracellular region
Source: RefSeq, a predicted model, not a curated record
AUGGAUGCAACGAGAAGAAGGGAAUUCAUCAAAAUGUCCAAGCUCAGAAUCAAAUCACUUGCAAACUUAGGUAAAAACAACAAAACCAAGAAUGAUGAUCCAACAAUACGACCACCAAUAAGAUUAGGUUCUUUUAUCUACGCGGUAGAAUUGGGAAUGGGCAUAUUCGAUCCAAUUCCAUCUCAUAAAACAGUUCAUCUAGGGUUUGAUACCGCGAGUGAUCUCAUAUGGACACAAUGUGAAGGUUGCGGUAACAAUUGCUUUCGACAAGUAGACCCGUUAUAUCCCGCAAGUAAAUCUAUUACUUAUAAGGAAGUUCCUUGCCACACCGAGUGUCCUUCAGGCGCAAAGUGUGAGAACAAUAUUUGCAAGUUGGAAACCAACUAUGGAGAUGGCGCCAAAGUCGAAUCGGUUUUGGCUCAUGAAUCUUUUACCUUCGAGACUCCAACGACUCCUCGACUAGUGGAUUUUAUUCUUUUUGGUUGCGGUCUCAACAUGCAAGGUUUUCAUCAAGAUGAUGAUCCAAACAACAAAAUAAGUGGAAUAUUCGGAAUGAGUUAUGGCGCACGUAGCUUCCAUGAACAAAAAAAAACUGUGGUUAAUGGAAAAUUCCAAUAUUGCUUACAAAAGAAAGAAUAUCAAGAUUUACCACCAAUGUUACUUCGAUUUGGAGAUGAUUGUAUACAACCCGGAAAGCCUAGUGCCACCCCAAUGUUUCAACAUCAGAACAAACCUUAUUACUACUUAGAUCUUCGCGGUAUUCAGGUAAACAAAAAGGACCUUGAAAUUCCUCCUAACGCGUUUCAAAUCACACCAGACGGAAAAGGAGGAACCAUCAUCGACACAGGCACAUCCAUAAGCCUUGUUACUACUUCGGCGUACCAAGCCUUAGAAAAAGAGGUGGCAUCAUCUAUUGAAUCUAGAAACUCAAAUUUAGAGAGAUUAGAUGAUGCUUCAGCAAGGUAUGAAGGGUUCGGCCUUUGUUACAGGCGUGUACGUGAGCCUACAACCCUUAAUCUUCCUUGGAUUACUUGGAAGUUUGCAAAUAACGCGAUUUUCGUGAUGAAUUCUGAUGUAACAUUUGAAAUUUACACCAAACAUGAUGGUCAAGUCCUAGUUUGCUUGAAGAUUUUCGAAAAUAGUAUGGAAGACGGUGAUGGUAUGACCGUAUUAGGAUCUACACAACAAGUUGGUCAUCGGAUAACAUAUGAUAUUCCAAAUGGACAACUACUCGUUGCAAAUGAGGAUUGCAACAAGGGUCGUUGA